This is a messenger RNA of Mycosarcoma maydis (corn smut), 5553 nucleotides long. RefSeq lists its product as uncharacterized. Gene Ontology annotation, biological process: actin cytoskeleton organization. The transcript is spliced from 2 exons. The record is from RefSeq and is a predicted model, not a curated record. Bases 1 to 5553 code for a protein of 1850 amino acids. Lineage: Eukaryota; Fungi; Basidiomycota; Ustilaginomycetes; Ustilaginales. Gene Ontology annotation, molecular function: guanyl-nucleotide exchange factor activity.
AUGACCCCACCCAACAUACAAUCCUCACCGCCGCCGCUUCCCUACAAGCCCCAAAUCAGACGUCCUAGCACAGCCAAAUCCACUCGAACCCUCUCCAAUUCUUCCAUUCCUACGCUAGCAACCGCCCGUCUUGCCACUCAGCCUUCUCCAUCGUCCUCCAGUGCGACUCUUAUUCAACACUCACCUUUACAACCUCGUAGACCGCCGCGCUCCGCCAUAUGCCCUUCCUCUUCACGUCCUCCCUUGCCUCAUUCCGCCCUGGACCCCUCGCAGGAUCACCAUCGUAGCGAUUCGGGCAGAUCCACCGGAUCCUCGCGCUCCACCGCCACUACAGAUAGCUUUUUCUUGCCACAGCAUCCGCACCCAUUCAACCGCCGUCUCAAAGAUCUGCCGUCUCUCCCUCCAUCGUCAUCUUUCGUCGAUUCCCCCACGCCGCACAGACCACACGAUGCUCCCGCAUCCGCAUCCGCAUCCGCAUCCGCUCUUGAUCUCAACCUCACCAUUGCUUCCUCAGUCGCCCCGGCCUUGGUGCCGCCCGCACGGCUCUUUCGCAGCCAGAGCUCCAUCAGCACCACCCCCACCAGUCCUGAAGAUGGCAGUGGCUCGCCCCUGGGCGGCUCAGUUACAGCCGAUCAUGCACCUCUCGAUGACGCCAACGCCAAGCUCCAAGCCCAACACGCAGACAGCCUCGACGAUUUCUGGCAAGCCGACUACUCCUACGCUCGACCCUCGACCGAGAUGCGCAAAACAACUUUGCCACCUCUGCUGCGAUCCAAUGCACCCAUUCCGCCCUCAAGGUCGCAGUCGCUCGAUCCCCUUGCCGAGCCACUGGACGCCAACAGCGUUGACAGCCCUUCUCAGCACAACCAAUCUUCCCCAGUAGGAUCGGCUGUCCCUCUACUUGCUGCCAACCUGCAAAAGCUUAAUUCGCAAAACGACCUUCGACGAAACAGCGUUUCAGUCACAGGCAAACUUGCUUCGCCCAACCCUUCCUCCCUCAGCGGUAACUCACUCCCACCAGAUGCAGCGACGACGCUCGCCUCGCAAAGGCUUGCAUAUCUCCUUACCAACAGCCAGCAAUGCGCUGUAGACCACAGGCCACAACCCAACAAAUCAAGCUCGAGCCUGUCUGCCUCUUCGGCGCACGACCACGACAGGAUCACGCUUUCAACCGCAUCCAAGCGAUCUUCGGCCUCGUCCAGCAGCUCCUUUCGCAUGACCUUGUCUAGACAGGCCAAAACGUUGCGCAAUUCGUUCAUGUGGACACCGCCGACCACUGACAAUACAAUAGCAGCCAAAAAGGAGCCUAGCAUAACCAGCUCCUUGUUUCUCAGUCCGGACAGCUUGUCGACUCCGAUCUCACAGGCUUCGAGCCCAACCCCGGCCGUCAGAAGUCCACAAUUGCAAAGCAGCGUACUCACGUCUACACAGCUCUCUUCGCAUAACCAAGGCAUCCUCGCACCGCAGCAACAUCACUGUGCUUUUCCGCCGAUCUCAUCAGCCAAGACUUCCGUGCCGACGACCGUGGCGGCCUCCACACCAUCUUCUUUCAGCUCUACAGACGUCCUUCCAAAGAGAACAGCGUCCAAGAAUGCCAAUACCGAUGCAUCGUUGACCUUUUCAGCGUCGGCAAACACCGAUCUCCCCAACCCCAACCCCAAGCCGAAGAAGCCCGCCACCGAUUACGGCAAAACAGCCGAUCGAUCUCGAUCACGCCUCUCGUCGCGUAUUACACUGCAAAAUGCAAACUGGUCCAUGAAAAUCUCCAACAUGAAGACCAAGAAGCCGACCGAUGCCUCUGCUUUCACGUCUACAACAUCACAUGUGGGUGCAGACGCGAGCUCUCGCACUACGAAUAGACGUUCCAAGAGCCAAGCGUCCCUCUCUUCGGCGCUCACUGCUGCAUCCGCGAACACUAUUCAUGCAGAGGUGCGCGAUACCGCGGAGCGAGUCCCCCGGUUGGAAUCCUCGAAGGCACCAGCAUCGCUGCUUAUUGAUACAACGCCGGUCUCGACAAGCGAAUCAUCCGGCGUAGAUCCCCGACUCUCUCCGUCCUUUGCCGCAACAUUUGCAUUUCUCAACAGCGAAAUUGACUCCACGGAUCACUCGCCACUUUUGGUGUCGACAAUGUUGCCGUCGCAGGAGAAUGCUCAAAACGCUAUUCGCAUCGCUGAUCGAGCGUCUCUACCCGCCUCUGUGAUCCCAGCGAUUCAGUCUAGCCCGGAACACAAGGUCUCCCAAACGUCGGUGACCGACCUCUACGAUACUACCAUCGCUACGCCCAGCUCGCAACCUGAACCUUCGCGUCCAAGCGAUGCAGAAGAUGCACGCGCUCAGUCCGCUCUCUUUGACCGACUUGCCGAUUCUCCCGAGGCCGUACACAAGACGCUUGUUUUACCGGAUCCAUUACAUCCUCCUGCCUCGACGUCCUUCGACCGCGUCUCUGCCGCUUCACAGAGCACAUUUCAGAGGCAUAGCCACAAGAAGCACAUGUCCCUCGGAUCCACCACCUUGAUCUCGAAAUCAGCGCGCAAAGCAGCCUCCGACCUAGACAAACGUGCGUGCGUGGCUUCGUCUGGACUUCCAUUGACUAAUGUCAACGCCGCUUCCCGGUGGAGCUUCGCCAGUGCCUUGCCCCUGUUCACGCCAAUGAGCGAAGAUGGCACCUUUUUCGACGCCCUCACCUCACCUCUGGACGAGCAACCCUCCAAUGUCAAGGCGAGUCCAUCGCCGCCGGACAACUCAGUGCUGCCAUCCUUUGCAACUGCAACCGAAUUUUUCCCCUUGACAAAGACAGAGCCCGUCAGCCCCGUGCACGAUCAACCGUUCACUCCCUGCACCAAAACCACCGUUGCUGCACAAAUGGCGGCUACGGCACAAGCUAUGCCGCCACCGAACCGAUCAUCGCUUGGGCGUCGUCUGUCGGGCGUAGUCGAACCUUCGAAAGUGCGCUCUUCAGACCACUGUGCGUUGGCAUCUCCGUCACAAAGCACUCAUGCCGAAACAAUGCGCCGAGAUGCUCUUCCAGCUAGACCUGAGACCAGUCUGGGAUUUUAUCUUCGCAACCCACUGCGCAAGGAGCGAAAGGCGUCUCAAAAGGCCGCACAGUCGCUGACGCCUACAGUUAGUCGCACUGAGACUUCCAGCACGGCAAGCCACAAAUCACCGACUUCCGCCAUCCGCAGAAUGUCGACGGGCUUCCGGCUCGAUCGAUCAUUACCGGUCAAGAAAGAACUCACUCGAGCCGAGACGUCACUCGGUAUGGCCGCUUCUGAGGUCAAGUCAGCACGCCUCUUUAGCAGCAGAGUUCUGGCUCCGACAAAGAGCUCAUUGGCGAGAAGCGUGCAGCGAUCUCCGCCCUCGACGGGUAGCGCUACCGCGAAAUCUUCGCCUGCCUCCUCAUUAGCCACUCCCAUCACCAAAGCGCUCUCGCGUUCGCCUCAGCGGCCCACAAACCCACCGUCAUCGUACCGCGGCUCGCCGGCUGCAUCCUCCCGUCCUUCAGUGAGUGCGGUUGGCUCUGCCUUCAAGUCUACCCCUUCAUCAAAGGCACCGCUCUCUUCGACGAGCAGGGGUCGUACAUCUUCGUCUCAAGACGUCGCCACGUCGAUGGCAACCGGUCAGGAUGCCCUUCCGGCAGCUCCAUCCAAUCCAACCAACGUUCGUCGCCGACGCACGCUUAGCAAGCCGCUGCUGAAUCCGAUCCGCACCUCUUUCAGUGAAACGCGAAACUAUUCCAGACCGUCCACAGCGAUCGGCUUCCGAGGUGGCAUGACCGCCGCAGACCGCAAGAUGAGCCAGCCCACGCUUGACAUGGUAGAUGACCGUGAAUUCCUCGAAGCGCUCGAACAGGUACGAGCCGUACAGCGCGAGCGCAUCCAGGCUGAAGCGCAAAAGGUCGAGAACAAGAGUCGCCUUGCUCGUCUAGGAAUGGCGUCUGGCAACCACCUCAAGACUAAGAACCCAGAAUCCGCUCUUGACAAGGACAACAACGACACUAGCACUUCGCCCAACAGCCUUAACAGAAGCGUCAACGAGCCGGUGACAGCCGCUGCUCCUACGAGCAUCGUACCCGCUAGACCACGAUUGCGUCACAAGCGGUCAGCCAGCGCCGACGCUCAACUGGCCCACGUUCAGACAACAACGUCUGUGGCAGCGGAAGAGUCCGAUCGCGACAUUGAUCAGCGGCAGAAGGAUAUUGUCAAGGCGUAUGCCGACAAGCAACCCCUAGUUGGACCACCUACGUCGGGUCUCGAAUGGGGCGUGGGAAAAGCCAGUGGCAAGCUUCACGACGGCGCCUUUGUCAAUGACGACGACUGGAAGAAAGAGGUCAAAGCAUUGUUCCUCAUCCGUGAGCUGGUGCAGACUGAGAGAAGCUAUUCACGGCAUCUCAGCAGCCUCCUUGGCGUAAUCCGAAAGAUGCCGGUGGCUCCUGGCAGCAAUAGCCCCAGUUGUCCUAGCAUGAAACGCAAGUCGACCAGCAAUCUGUUUGCAGCCUAUUCAUCGGCUGUUGCUAGCAAAACCUCGCCGAAUGCUAGCCCCCCAAGUCACAUGGCGCUGAUGCGGACAUAUUUGCCGCAGUUGAUCGCGUUGAGCAACGCACUUGUUCAGCGCGUCGAGGAGAACCCCACUAGUGCCGGCGUGGGUGGCGCUUUUGAUAUGUUAGCAGCUCAGCUCGAGUCGACCUUUGUCGGAUGGUCCGGGGUCGCAUCUCAGGCACUGGCCGAACUGCGAUCGACCGAGAUGGCCAAGUCAAAAUCGCCGUUCAAGAUUGGGUUGGUGCCGCUGAUGCCUCGUGAAUCGACUGAGGUGGGCGCGUCGACGGCUGAUGCAGUCAGCAGCGCAAGUGGCAGCUCAACGCCUGGAUCGAGCUUCAGGAAUGCGGCGCUACGCAUGACUUCGUUCACGCGUCCGACCUCGCCUGUUGUUUCUCGUCGUGAUUCGAACGCACCAGCAGAUGGCAAUGCUACCGUUACGACCAAGAGAUCGACCAAGCGUCGCAGUACGAUCACCAGCACCAGCUUCCAUCCGCCGCCACGUGUCGUUGUCGCCGCGGCUACGGUGCUCUCGUCAAGCCCGGAGCAGGACAAGGAAGGCGACAGUUCCGCUUUCGCAACAACGACCACCGCAGCGCAACGUUUCGGACACUUGCGCAGUCAAUCGACACUCGUCACUCCGCUACCCACCCCUACGUCGAGCACUGCCCCUGAUCCAUGGUCGGCACCGCCACCAUCGGGUGGCAAGAGCUUGACACCGAUGGACAUUGCCAUCAUGCCGACGCAGCGUCUACCUCGUUACGGGCUCAUGUUGCGUGAUCUGCUGCGCAACACUCCUCCGGAAUCUCUGUCACAUGUUCGUGUGCAACGGGCGAUUGGGCUGAUACAAAAAGUCGCAGGCUUGUGCGAUGCUGUCGCCCCAGUUGGCGUAACCGGUGGGCGCGGGACGAGUGGGAACAGCUCGGGGGCGGUACCCUCUGCACGCGCGAGAAGCGUGAUGGGUGUGGCGUCUACAGACUUUGCGGUGAAUGCGGGGUCGAGCAUCACUGAUCAGUAG